AUGCUCCGCCAAGCAGUUGGAGCGUCAUGGAGCAUCGCGGGCAAUGAGUACACAUGCAUGUGCUGCGUUCAUACUGCCCAUGUUCACGUGGUGGACGCCCAGACCCGUUGCAGCAUACCGUGUGAUAUAAAUACAUUUAAAUCAGCUGCUGUCUCCGCCUUGCUCUUCCCCUUUCCUCCAGCAGGUGACACCAUUGAGAGUGGCGCCCCUGAAGCCGAGUCCCUAUGUACUGCCUCUAUCUUGUCGAAACCCUGCAGUGGGGUGAAGCCCAACCCUGAGAUCUGUGGGCUCAGGCAAGGCUCAGGUGGGCAGCCGCUCAGGUGGCCCAUAAAGACUGAAUCGGAGCCACUCCUUGGUGGGAACGACGACACCGACAUCAGCCAAAUCAAGAUCAUUCAGGUCGAGAAGAAGCACGUGUGCCACGACUGCGGGAAAGCCUUCCAGUAUAAAUUCGAGUUGGUGAAGCACCGCAGGACCCACACGGGGGAGAAGCCUUUUGAGUGUCUGGCCUGCGGGAAGCGGUUCUUCCAGAGCACGCACCUCAAUGCCCACCUGCGCAUCCACACGGGCGAGAAGCCCUACGAGUGCCCCCGGUGUGGGCGGAGCUUCAACCGGCGCUCCACCCUGACGGAGCACCUGAGGAUCCACACCGGGGAGAAGCCGUACAAGUGCCUCCAGUGCGGGGAGAGCUUCCGCUGGAGGCCCUACCUGACCAAACACCAGAGGGUCCACCUGGGAGAGAACACCUACAGAUACUUCGACAGCAGGGACACCCUUUAUGACAGCUCUUCCUUCCCAGAGCAUCAGGAGGAGAACCAACCAGGUGACCACGUGACAGCCAAAGGCCUGGCAGAAAAUAAACCACGGAGUGACCUUGGGGCAGGAGAAGUCGGUGGUGUGUUACCACGCAGCUCUGACAGAGAUGGUUCUCUACAGCCCAGGGUAGUUUUCAAAAGCGGAAAUGCUUGA
This is a messenger RNA of Thamnophis sirtalis, 969 nucleotides long. The record is from RefSeq and is a predicted model, not a curated record. NCBI's taxonomy places the organism in Eukaryota, Metazoa, Chordata, Lepidosauria, Squamata, Natricidae.